AACCCGGGAGAACAAGCUCGUCUUCUGUUCUUGCAAAUCCCUGAUCCCGAACUGCAGAUGUCAUUUGUCCGACUCAACCGGUCCCACUACCCACAUGGAAGUGCAAAGAAAAUGGGGAGGAUCAGAAAGAGGAAGACUCUGGAUAAAGAAUGGGAUAGCACUGUCAGUGACCUAAGUGUUCAUCGGGCUACCCCUGAGGAACUUGCUAAACGACAUGAGAAACAUUUAUCAAAGAACCGUGCCUUGGCUCAGUGGGAACUCGGAAAGCGAGCCAUUGCUAGUAAGCAACGAAAACAUGGACAGAAAAUGGCAGAUUCUCUAGAUCGACAAAAAUAUGCGAUCAUGAGAGAGAUUCUUUUUGAUCAGUACCAACUGCAGGAUGUGUUGGAACGAUCAGAUCAAGCAAUGGCUGUGGUUAGGGAUUUAUUUGGGGAUGCUCCACGGCGACAGGCAGGGUUCCCAAAUGUUACUAUGGCUCCUGAAUCUGAGCAAGCUGCAACUGAAGAGAUUAUAAUGCAGAAAUGUGAUCCACCUACACAAUUGUCCAUCCUUAGUGAAUCAGUCAUGGAUUCUCAGGCGCUAAAUGAAAGUUUCAACGGAAAAUCGCACCACGAAGUGUUGGAGAGGAAUGAGGAGGAGCAAAUUUAUUCUAAAUUGAAAGCCAGCAUUGACAAAAACAGACACUUACUGAAGGUGAAGGAUUCGAAUACACCUGAUUGUACAUUACAGAGAACGGCAGAACAAUCUGAGACUCUGGUGAAUCAGUCACUGGGUUUAAAGACUCCAGAGGCAUCCUGUACACUAGGUUCUUCUAACGUAGUACUGAAAGGCAGAAAGGCAUGUUCUAACAUGCCUACCAAAAGAAAGGUAGGCACUGAUCAAAGCUGCAAUCAGUCAACCCUGGAGGUUCUGCAGAAGAUGGUUGAGGACAUUGACCAGGAAAUGGAAGAAUAUGAACACCUGACAGGACGGGAAGUCAUGGACAGAAAGCCACAGAGUGGUCAGAGUCUAACUGGUUUCACCAUAUCAGUGGUCAGCUUGCUAAGCAGACUUGCUCACAAUCUGAAAGAGAGUGAACUGCAGCAGUGUAAAGAGAAGGAAGAACAUCAACGACUUCUACAAGAAUCCAAGGAACAUCGAGUACUGAUUGAUGCACUGACUGCAGAAAUCCUGGCCAUAAGAGAGGACACUGCUUCCUUACAGGCAAAAUUGCAUAAGUAUAUGGUCGUAACAGAUGCACAGCUGGUCUUCUUCAAACAGAUGGUACAUGGAUUUAUAGGAGCAGAAAAAAGUGAACAAAAUCCGAGGAAAAACAUUGCCCCUAAAACCAAGGAGAUGGAAGAACAAGGCAGUGUAGAUACCAAUGGUGGUUCUCACAAACCAGAGAAGGUAAAUGUACCAUUCCCCAUGGGCAUGCCAUUUCAUGAAGAAGUUGUUUUAGAAAGUGUGGGCAGAAGGACACUCCCCUUUACCUCAGCACAAGAGAAAUCUGUUGGAAAAAAAUAGAAGAGGUCAAAGUUUACCAGAGCGUGUAUUUGGUCCCGCAGUGUUGCUUUCUCCCCCAAGACAAAGAAAUAGCCAUG
Molecule: messenger RNA, 1583 nt
Organism: Callorhinchus milii (elephant shark)
Lineage: Eukaryota; Metazoa; Chordata; Chondrichthyes; Chimaeriformes; Callorhinchidae
Product: spindle and centriole-associated protein 1
Exons: 12
Coding region: 58-1506 (482 amino acids)
Biological process (GO): metaphase chromosome alignment; regulation of centriole replication; mitotic spindle assembly
Cellular component (GO): centriole; centrosome; spindle
Source: RefSeq, a predicted model, not a curated record